AAACUUCCGUAAUCUUAGACAAGCACAACGCAAGCCGUCUCUAUGCCUCCCAAUCCAAUACUCAGAUGCGAUGAGUUAAUUAAGCUGGUUGAAGAGCAAAAAAGCUCUUUUACAGAGGAAUUUCGAACAUUAACUCCAAAGGAAGAAACAAGGCGCACAAAAGCCGAUGACCUCGUCUCGAAAGGACCAAAAGGUUUGAACGACAAACAGAGAAAAGCACGCACUAUUCUUCGAAAUCUCAAACUCAAUGUUGGUCAUGAGGUCUUUUUACUCUGUGCUUUGGCGACGACACCUACGGGGCUUGGCGUCUCGCAGCUAGGGGAUUACAUUGGAAUGCUCUCAAAAUGGUGGGAAGCGACCGACCAUCCAGGCGGCUUGCGACUUGUUGCAUCAAGGAAGUAUGACGAGUUUAGACCCCUGCUUCCAUCUUUGGAUCGUCCAGCACAUCAACCUCAUGUUUUAAAGCCUCAGGAAGAUAGAGAGCAAACCUAUCUCCGAAAACCGGGUCACGUUAGGCAUACACCUCCACCUAGGAAAUCACCGCCAGCAGAGACCGGUGAAUUAGCUACAGAAUUGCUACCGGCGCAGACAGACAGGCGUAUGCAAGAUCUCAUUACACAAGAUAAUGCUAAAAUAUCUACUACAGAAAUCGACUAUACAGUCUCAGGGGCAAUAAUUAGCCUGAUGCCACUCUUGGGCGACCCGUUAUAUGAUGCUGUCUCGGCCAGCAAGCAGUGGAAAUGGGAAAGGUCUGUGGGAGGCCUGACAACAGAUUGUCUGAAUGCAAUAGUCCCCGAGGAUCCGAGCCAAGACAUCUCUAUCACCUUGUCCGUUGGCCACAAGAUGGGACUUGACUUGAUCCGCAAAUUCAAGCUAACGCCUACAUGAACUUCACGUAUCCCCCAAUCACGCGAACCACAUAUCCAGCAGGGACGGUACCUUCGCCGACUAUAUUAACGUCGUGAUGUUCAUAGUGUGGCGGAUUCUCUGGUGUAUCAGGAUGAUAUACUCGGAUCGAUUGACCUUUGCAUAUUAUUUUCCUCUCAUCGUCUACUGCAGCAAAUAAUUCAACGCCUAUUUUUUCUUGACCUGCAAACACGUCCUCGGGCAUUGUUAUGACUUGUGAUGUGCUGUGAAAUGACCUUAUGCCACGAACGAUCUAUUCCACGUCAGCAGAAUACUUUCUGUGUUGGACUAAACCCUGAUUCUUACCAGGAUGAUCUCGCCCGACCGAGAACGAUGUAGAGUCGUAAAUUCGUAUAUAAAAGAGAAUGAGCGGCCAGAAACUUUGAAGAGUCGAUAUGAUCGUAUCUGUUCGCGCGAUGGCCUCAAGAUCCUGCCUGAUUCUAGAUACCCACCAGUUAGUGAGAAGAAUGUGAGUAUGGAACGUCAAAGACACUCUGCACCUUUAAUAGUAUAUGAUAGAAUAUGAUAUGUGAAAUGGACAGAAUGAACUAACGGCGUGGGUCGAAGUAAAAGAGCGAGAUGGUAAUUAUCGCGCGAGUCGAUUAGAUUACUUGGGCUCUCGUUAGGUGGUGGGGCUCAAUACCAUGUGAUUUGCUCAGCAAAACCUUAGGCUCCAGUGCUUUCGGGCUGCGAGGUUCAACACUGGACACGGGACCCUUUGCCCUUAGGCCAAUCUAAUUGCUCCAUAAAUCUCCAGAUAUCGCGGGGUUAAUCAACCCAGCCUUUGCCCUUUGCGAGAGUCCGGUGGCCUCACUAUUUCCAUAGGUUUGUAGU
Pseudogymnoascus destructans is the source of this 1740-nucleotide messenger RNA. RefSeq lists its product as uncharacterized. Lineage: Eukaryota; Fungi; Ascomycota; Leotiomycetes; Thelebolales; Thelebolaceae. The transcript is spliced from 2 exons. The record is from RefSeq and is a predicted model, not a curated record. The coding region runs from base 43 to 888 and encodes 281 amino acids.